AAGAUCGAGGUAAAUUCCCAUAUAAAUAGGAUACUUCGUUGUGCAAAGCAACCCCAAAGCUAAAGGUAACAGAGGGUGCUCUUGAUUUGCAGAGACCCUCGAUCAUCAGGCAAAUUCGAUCAAUAAGUUAUCUAAAACAUGGCAAAAAUAGCGUUUGGAAGCACCAGUGAGGCUGCAAAGCCAGAGGUCUGGAGGGCGCUUAUCGUCGAGUUUGUCACCACCUUUCUCUUCAUCUUUGCUGGUGUUGGAUCAGCCAUGGCUACUGAUAAGCUAGGAGCAGAUACAACUGUGGCAUUGUUUUUCAUAGCUAUCACGCAUGCCCUAGUCGUGGCGGUGAUGAUAUCCGCCGGCCACAUUUCCGGUGGUCAUCUUAACCCCGCAGUCACUCUCGGCCUCCUCGCCGGCGGUCACAUCACCCUCUUCCGAUCCGUGCUUUAUUGGAUCGAUCAGUUGUUAGCAGCUGCCGCAUCUUGUUACCUUCUAAAGUAUCUUACCGGUGGAUUGACUACUCCAAUUCAUUCACUUGCAAGUGGAGUUGGCUUCUCCCAAGGUGUGAUAUGGGAGAUCAUCUUGACAUUCUCCUUGCUAUUCACGGUCUACGCUACGAUGGUGGACCCUAAGAAAGGAUCUCUUGAUGGGCUGGGCCCAACUCUCACUGGGUUUGUAGUGGGCGCCAACAUCCUAGCCGGCGGCGCCUUCUCAGGGGCUUCAAUGAACCCGGCAAGAUCUUUUGGGCCUGCUCUGGUGAGCUGGGACUGGACCGAUCAUUGGGUCUACUGGGUUGGGCCUCUCAUCGGUGGUGGGCUCGCUGGCUUCAUCUAUGAGAGUUUCUUCAUCGAGAGGCCACGUAGUUACCAACCCAUCCCCGUAGCGGAUGAUGCUUAAGUAGAAUUACUAUACUUCGUUUGAAUCGUUUCUGAUGAUUUCAAUCUCCUAUACUAAGCAUCCUGCUAUUCCUUUUUUUCUAUUUUUGUUCUUGGGUUACCUAUGCAAGAUUUAGAUUAGAACUUCCAAUAAUCAUUCUAUGCUAUUUUUAUUCUCUCUUUUUCCAUUUUCGCCGUCUCAAUGUUCAAUUGUUCAUGGAUGAGGUUUUAGGAGCUUCAGUUCAUCAAUUUUAGAAGCUGUGCUAGCUACAAUUAGGUUUGGCUUAUGUCGAGUGUUUUACACUUUAGUCACAAUCAUUGAUUGAACCAUACUCUUU
This is a messenger RNA of Fragaria vesca subsp. vesca, 1201 nucleotides long. Its product is annotated as aquaporin TIP4-1-like. The record is from RefSeq and is a predicted model, not a curated record. NCBI's taxonomy places the organism in Eukaryota, Viridiplantae, Streptophyta, Magnoliopsida, Rosales, Rosaceae. Gene Ontology annotation, biological process: water transport; transmembrane transport. The transcript is spliced from 3 exons. Gene Ontology annotation, molecular function: water channel activity. Gene Ontology annotation, cellular component: membrane. Bases 139 to 885 code for a protein of 248 amino acids.